UUCUAGAAGCGGCUCAGUUCUUCAUCUCUUCUCGUAGGUACUUUCCAGAAACCAGAAGAUCAUUCUCCCAGCGUUAGCUAAGGAAAUCCAAGGAAUCAGAUUUUCCUUCGCACACCUAGAGGAAAGGGAAAAGGAAAACAAGAGCGGAGAAAGAAAGGAAAAAGGAUGUCGGUAUAUUAUCAUUGGAAGACCUUCGAAGAAGACGAAGAUCGACCGGAGAAGCCUCGGCGAUACGGCGUCACCGAGAUGCGCGGUCCUCAGUAUAAUUUAUUGGGCCACAACAUGCUUCAGGAUAUUUUUGAGUCCAUGGGGCAAUUUGUUGAUGGGCUGAAGUUCUCUAGAGGUUCCCAUAGUCUUAUGCCAAAGUCUUUUAUCAAAGAGGUGAUUGACAUGGCCCACCAACAUGAUGUCUAUGUCAGUACAGGUGAUUGGGCAGAACACUUGCAUCGUAAAGGUCCAUCAGCUUUCAAAGAAUACAUUGAGGAAUGUAAAAACAUGGGCUUUGACACAAUUGAGCUCAAUGUGGGGUCACUCGGAGUUCCAGAAGAGACACUUUUGAGAUAUGUUCGCUUAAUUAAGAGUGGUGGUUUGAAAGCAAAGCCUCAAUUUGCUGUGAAGAUUAAUAAAUCUGAUAUUCCCAUGAGUGGCGAUAGAGCAUUUGGGGCUUAUAUUCCUCCGACACCUCGAAGCUCGGAAAUUGUUGAAGAUGUAGAUCUCUUGAUUAGAAGGGCUGAGAGAUGCUUGGAGGCUGGAGCUGACAUGAUAAUGAUUGAUGCUGAUGGUGUCUGCAAAGAUGCUGAAUCUCUGAGGGCAGACAUAAUUGCAAAGGUGAUUGGACGACUAGGUCUUGAGAAAACCAUGUUCGAAGCUUGCAGCGCUAGAACUGCAGAGUGGUUUAUAAAAAGCUAUGGUUCCAAGGUGAACCUCUUCGUGGAUCACUCCCAAGUAAUUGGUCUAGAGUGCCUCAGGGGAUGCAAUGUGGGUAAAAAUAAUGCUCCUUUCCGUAGUUCACCAUAUUAUUUUCUGACCUAAGCUGCUGCUUUCUGGCGAUACCUAUAACUCGUUGGAAGUCGACUGGUUGUGCUACUGUCAUAAUCUUGUAAUGUUUGUGUCAGUAAUACUUAAUAUACCCCCAUAUUAUCUGUUCUGAAGUGUUGGUUUGUAGAGAUGAUACUUAAAUCCCCGCUGGAAAGCAAUGGCUACGAGGCUUUUGCAA
Molecule: messenger RNA, 1216 nt
Organism: Manihot esculenta (cassava)
Lineage: Eukaryota; Viridiplantae; Streptophyta; Magnoliopsida; Malpighiales; Euphorbiaceae
Product: protein HEAT-STRESS-ASSOCIATED 32
Exons: 5
Coding region: 166-1032 (288 amino acids)
Source: RefSeq, a predicted model, not a curated record